Molecule: messenger RNA, 3551 nt
Organism: Cuscuta epithymum
Lineage: Eukaryota; Viridiplantae; Streptophyta; Magnoliopsida; Solanales; Convolvulaceae
Source: the annotation of a GenBank genome assembly
UGUGGACUGAAGUUAUUGGUGAUUGAAGAUGGGGUCUUCCAUGGCUGCUGCUGGUAAAAACCACGACCGCAGUUCAAUCGAGGUUUUUCAACGAGAUAAAUCAGUAGUAGUUGAAGAAGAAGAAGAAGCUUCUAUUGGCGGAAAUGGAGAUUUGCGGAGCAAGGAGGGGAUGUUCAGUAAACGGAAGGUAGAUUUUGGUGAAUCCGCCGGCACUAGCAAAUGUCAGACUCGUCUAGGAUCUUCUAGAUUUGCACAAAGGAACGCGGAAUUGGGAGUAUUGUCAACUGAUGAUGAGUUUCGGAUGAGUGAUGCGGGAGAAGGCAGCUGGUUCAAGCCUAUCACCCAUUGGAGAGGUUCAUUUCGCGGAAGGAGAAGUAGCCGCAACUCGCGUGAGAGGAAAUCUUCAGUAGCUUACUCGGAGUCAUCUGUACGGACAUCAGAGUCGUCGAAAUACGGAAGUAUGCCUCAAUCGCCUUCUUACUUGCCGUAUAAUGAGGAAGUGAAGGAUGUUCUGGCGACGCUUAAACAGACAUUUGUGGUGUCUGAUGCAACUAAGCCCGAUUGUCCCAUUGUCUAUUCUAGCGAUGGCUUCUUUACCAUGACCGGUUAUUCUUCAAAUGAGGUUAUUGGAAAUAAUUGUCGCUUUCUACAAGGCGCUGAUACCGACCAGAAGGAAGUUGAUAAAAUACGGGUGGCAGUAAAAACAGGGAAGAGCUACUGCGGGAGGCUGUUGAACUACAAGAAGGACGGGACUCCUUUUUGGAAUUUGCUAACAAUCACUCCCAUUAAAGACGACAAUGGAAACUUAAUCAAAUUUAUUGGAAUGCAGGUUGAAGUAACCAAAUACACUGAAGGAGUUGUUGACAAGGCAUUGCGACCUAAUGGAUUGCCUCAGUCAUUGAUUCGCUAUGAUGAUCGCCAGAAGAUAAAUGCAUUAGGUUCGCUAACAGAAGUCGUACAGACGGUAAAGAAUCGACUACCACAGGCACAACCAAUGAGUAAAGAUUCCAUGAAAAUGGAUUUUAUGGUUCCUACAAUGGCUGAAACUGAACUAAUGAGUAAAUAUAGUUCACUAACCCUUCAGCGGGACCCCAAGGGCAGUUUAUCUCUACAGGACUCUGCAAAAAGAUCUAGAGAAACGAGACACAUCUCUUUAAUGGGGUUAGAAAGAUGGUCUUCCAGCAGUGUAGGACAGAAUGAAAGCAGAAAAUUUGCGGAGCCUGAAAUUUUGAUGGCAGGUGAGACUGAACGAUCUGACAGUUGGGAACAUGCUGAAAGAGAAAGGGAUAUACGCCAAGGAAUUGACCUUGCAACCUCACUGGAGCGUAUUGAAAAGAAUUUCGUGAUUUCAGAUCCUAGGCUUCCUGAUAAUCCAGUUAUAUUUGCUUCGGAUAGUUUUCUUGAACUGACAGAGUAUAGACGUGAAGAAAUCCUGGGAAGAAACUGCCGGUUUCUUCAGGGGCCUGAAACCGAUCAAGCAACUGUUCAGAAAAUAAGAGAUGCCAUCAAAGAAGAAAGAGAAAUCACAGUCCAGUUGAUUAAUUAUACCAAGAGUGGGAAAAGGUUCUGGAAUAUGUUUCACUUGCAACCUAUGCAUGAUCAGAAGGGGAACCUGCAAUACUUCAUCGGUGUUCAGUUAGAUGGAAGUGAUCAUGUAGCACCACUUAGGGAUCGCCUCUCAGAUCAAUCACAACAAAAAAGUGCUAUCUUGGUUAAAGCUACUGCAGAAGAUGUUGAUGAAGCUGUGAGAGAGCUUCCUGAUGCCAACUUGAGACCUGAGGACUUAUGGGCCCUGCACUCUCAACCUGUCUUUCCUAGGCCUCAUAGAAAGAACACUACUUCAUGGACAACGAUGCAAAAGAUCACUGCCAAUGGUCAAACAAUUGGCCUUAAUAAUUUCAAACCUGUGAGGCCAUUGGGAUGUGGAGAUACUGGGAGUGUGUAUUUGGUGGAGCUAAAAGGCACAGGCGAACUCUAUGCUAUGAAGACUAUGGAUAAAUCUGUAAUGCUCAACCGCAACAAGGUUCACCGAGCAUGCAUUGAAAGAGAAAUCAUCUCACUCCUUGACCAUCCUUUCCUUCCAACAUUGUACUGUUCUUUUCAGACAUCUACACAUAUAUGCUUGAUAACUGACUAUUGUCCUGGUGGAGAGCUAUUUGGAUUGCUUGAGAAACAGCCUAUGAAAAUGUUUAAAGAGGAUUCAGCAAGGUUCUAUGCUGCAGAGGUUGUAAUUGGUUUGGAAUACCUUCACUAUUUAGGAAUCGUGUACAGGGAUUUAAAACCAGAAAACAUCCUACUUCAGGCUGAUGGGCAUAUUGUACUAACUGACUUUGAUUUAUCCUUCAAGACCACUUGUAAACCCGAAGUGAUAGAGCGCUCUCAUAGCAGAAUUAGAGGCCCAUUUAGGAGCACUCCCGUACCAACAUUUGUUGCAGAACCAACUUCUCAGUCAAAUUCAUUUGUCGGAACUGAAGAGUACAUUGCUCCCGAAAUUAUAACAGGCGGUGGACACAGCAGUGCUAUUGAUUGGUGGGCUCUUGGUAUUUUGCUCUAUGAAAUGCUUUUUGGACGCACACCAUUCAGAGGAAAGAAUAGACAAAAGACAUUCGCCAACAUCUUAAACAAAGAUCCCACUUUCCCAAGUAGAAUUCAGUUGAGCCUGCCAGCAAGGCAGUUAAUUCAAGCACUGUUAAAUAAAGAUCCUGCCCGCCGCCUGGGAUCAAAUGGCGGUGCAAACGAGAUCAAAGAGCAUCCAUUCUUUAGGGGAAUAAACUGGCCUCUGCUCCGAUGGAUGAGUCCACCUCUACUGGAAUCACCUCUUCAGUUAAUGGGAGAAGAAACAAACUCCAAUGAAGUAGACUGUGAUGAUGAGAGUGCGUUUGUCCAUUCAAUGGACUUCUUCUAGCGAACAGGACUGGAGAUGUAUGGACUCAAUUUCCUGUUAAGUCAUUGGUUCAGGAGGAAGGGCAUGCAGCACAUAAUAUUGCCAUUGUUUGCAUAAACUUAUAGUGUUAAUUAGUUUUAUUAAUUAAUGGGCACUAUACAUUUAAUGCAACUGGUCCCAACUAGUUGGGAUUAGGGUGAUGAUGAUGAUGAUCCAACAAUGCAUUCCAGGAAAGCCAGUCAUAGACUUUGUUGUAUGUAUGAGCUAUGUACGGAACGAAGGGGAAAGUCAUUAGAAGAAGCAGAGCCAUUUACAUUUGUAGAGAACAUCUUGUGGAAAUGGUAAUUUGUACUCCCAUAUCAGUUUGGACUUUGGAGAACUUGAGGGAAAGAUGUAAAUUGUAAAAUAGCCGCUAGCCAGCAAUAGAACAUUAAAACACUAAUAAUUGAUAUGUUUCGGGGAAGAGGCUGAUCACCAAUUCAUCCUCAAGCAAUGCCCUAGUCUUGAUGUUUUUACUUGUUUCAGUUUCAAGCCACACUUAUGUAAUUGAUCGAUUCUGCUUCUCUUAAAAAAACAAAAGUGGAAUCAGAUUCUCAGGAGUGGUCUCCUCCAACUUCGGAAUCACAUAGAAGUAUUUCCAUUCUGACGGACAUAUCUGCUUUUGCUC